AACGUGCAUGAAAAAUGAUCCGCGGCAGAGGCCAGUCCGGGGAUUGACACAUCACUGACUUAAGCUUCUGCACAGAAGCAUGGCGAACUCUCUAAUCUAUCUGGUCUUGAUUCUGUCUGUGCAUUUCCUAGGGUCCAUUGAAUGUUCUUGUAAAAUGUACACAGAAGGAGCGGAUGGAUACAACGUGGUGCGAGACGACAAAGGAGUAAAGUUAUGUAUAUACGUGGAUCAGGCUGGGAGAAGUGUAGAGGUAAACGUGAAUAGAACUCACCGCCACCCCACAGACUGCGAGGACUGCAAAUGUCAACCGUCAGGGGAUCUCCAUUGUUGUAUGUACGGAGCUAAGGCUGGUAAAACAUCAUAUCCCUCAACCUGUACACUAGUUAAAGUCGGCAACUGUGAUCACAAACUUGUCUUAAAAUCUGACGAAAAAACGCCGUGCAUUCAAGGACCUAUUUAUCCUCCCUCUACAACAAUAUCAGUUAAUGCAGAGACCCGAGUUUCCAAUCAAAGCACUCCCACCAGUUUACAGCGAGAUCCGAAACCUCAAGGAGGGGACGGUGCAGCGGUGUCUCUAAGGUGUUUCCCGCCAUUUUUGUUGCUUUUUGGUGUUCUGUCUGUAAUUUUGUAUUAGUUUUGUAAAACGUCGUCAUGUAAUUAAUAAAUGUCAUUUGUACUCGAUUUUUGCUUUAAACUAAGAUAUUUGUUUUCAGAUAAUGUAUUUGAAUAACGUGUAGAUAUGAUUUUUAUUUUUAAAUUCUCUAACAGUAAAUAUUUUUUAAAAUUCUUUAACACUGAAAUAGUAUGAAUGUUUACGUCUGUUUUUAGGAUAAGACUUUUGAUAUUUGGUGAAAGAAAACAAAUUGUGAUUUUGAAAAGUUUUGAUUGAUCGUUUUGUCAAUAAAUGUCAAGUACAUGUACCUAUACCGCAUAAUGUAACCCAAAUAAAAAGCAUAGGAUUAUAGUGUGUACGAAUCCAUUCUGACCUAUUUCUGUAUUUCACUCGUAGAUAAUCUUAGUUAGUACGUUACAGGUUUCAUUUACAUUGCUUGGUAUCAAUUCAAUUUUGAACAUUAAUUAACUAAUAAACUGGAUAAAGAAUAUUUUUUUUAAUUUUGUGAUACUUCAGUUUUUACCUUUUAAUCUUUAAAAAAAAAAUUAGGAAUCAUGUUAGGGAGGUAAGUUAUCAUUUUGUUGUUUUAUUUAUGAUGCUAUUUAUACUCUUUU
Saccostrea echinata is the source of this 1227-nucleotide messenger RNA. RefSeq lists its product as uncharacterized. The transcript has 3 exons. The record is from RefSeq and is a predicted model, not a curated record. Lineage: Eukaryota; Metazoa; Mollusca; Bivalvia; Ostreida; Ostreidae. Bases 80 to 634 code for a protein of 184 amino acids.